UUCAACAGCUGCAACAGUGCGAGGAUGAUGUGGUGUGGAUGUUUAGUGGAAUUAGACGAAAUUCAAUUAAUAUGUCAUCAAGAGUUCUGAGGAAACUGCAGGGAGAUAAAGACUUUGCUAAUGAUCAGCAGAAUGAUAACAGUGAUCCUGAAUCCGACUUAGAAAGUACAGGAGGUGCAAAGAAGAAACAACUUAAUAUAAAUCGCUAUGACUUGCUGAAUCAGCAGUCCCAUUCAGAAUCUGAGGUAAAGGAGGAUGAUGAUCAUGAAACAGAGGCGGCUAAUCCUCCAGAAGAGGCUGAUGAUAUACGAGAAUCAUCACGAAGGAAAAAGAAGAAGAAGAAAAAGAAGAAACCAGAAUUUAAGUCCUGGAGUAGUCACAGAAGUAGUGAAGAUAACUUAGAGUUAGAAAAGAAUGAACAGUCAGCUGUGGCCUGGGAACCUGCAGCAGCCAAUUAUUCAAAAGAUCUUAUGGGUGCAAGGAAACCAAUAUUACAUGUUAGCCGCAGGAAUCUCAAUCCAAAUAAUGAACUGAAGAGGAAAUUUGGCUCUAAAGUAGUUCAGAAUGAACAGAGUAAAAGAAGAGGCCGUGGAUAUCCCAAGCCAACUUGUCUUGUUUCACCUAAAGAGAACUGGCUACCAAUUGGAAAACUAGGGUUAUCAAUGAAGUUAGUUGGAAAUCUUCACCAUGACUGUACAUAUUUCAAAUAUGAACAUAACACCAACUACCAGCAAAUACAGAAGAGGUUCCUGGAGGCAGUUGAAAGUCUCAACCCUGACAAUAUUGUAGCAAUAAUCAAUGAGCACCCUUACCAUGUAGAUACACUCAUUCAGCUGUCUGACCUCUGCAAAAUGAGUGAGGAUCUGCAGAUGGCAGCACAACUCAAUGAAAGGGCACUGUAUUGUUUGGAAUGUGCCUUUCAUCCACUCUUUAAUAUGGCCAAGGGAAACUGUAGACUUGAUUACCGGAGGCAAGAGAACAGGGCCCUGUUCAUAACUCUCUUCAAGCAUCUGACAUUUGUCGGCCAACGUGCCUGCUACCGGACAGCUCUGGAGAUUUGUAGAUUGCUUCUAUCACUGGAUCCUGAGGAAGAUCCCCUUGGUGUGAUCCUUUGUAUAGAUUUCUAUGCACUUCGGUCAAUGAAAUAUGAAUGGCUGAUUUGUGCUUACGAAGAAUGGGAACCAGUACGAAAUGUGUCACAGCUGCCAAACUUUGCAUUUUCUGUAGCAAUGGCUUAUUUUCAGUUGGAUGAAGAUCCAGAGUCAGAAAACAAACUUGUGUCCAAUGAUCUCUUACAAAAGGCCCUAAUUAUGUUCCCUGGGGUGCUCCUGCCCCUGUUGGAUAAAUGUUCUGUUCAGCCAGAUUCCAGGGUAUCUAGUCAUCCCUUCUUCACCACGAAAGCUAUGAUGAGUCAGAGUCCAUCACUGAGCCAGCUGAUACAGUUGUAUAUAUGUCGUAACUACCAUUUGUGGAAGGAAUGUGGUAUGCUGGAUUGGCUUGAAAGAAACGUCCAUGUGGUGCUAGAUCGUGUUGACGAGUGUGAUCAGUUUGUUGCGGAGUGUGAGGAGAAAAGGAAGAGAAGGUACCAGAAGACUCCUCGAAACAUCUUGAGACAUAUAAUCCUCUCUGAUAUGAAAGAGGUGAAAGCAACACUAACAGAGGAUUCUGAAGGACCUAUUCUAAGUUAUGAUCCUCUUCCACCUCUGGACUCUGUCAACCUAUAUGUGCGUCCUCAACAGCCAAAAAUGUAUGAACAUUCCAAUGUUUUCACAGUAUUCUUCAGGUCAUUGCUUCCUAACUUCAACAUUAAUGAACCAGCACCUGCUGUGGAUGGCCUUCAGUUAAUGAAUGAUGCUGGUGGAGGAGAGGAAGCAGAAGGUGCAGCAGCUGCCCGAGUUGACUUAGCUCGAAGUGUGACAUCUUUGCUGGAUGCAAUGAGGGAUCUUCUUGCUAAUGUUCGUUUACAACCUGACAUUCCUAAUGAUGCUGAUGUUGAUGAAGAUUCAGAGGAUUAGAAAGAACUUCAGUUGCAUAAAGUUAAUUGUGUGUGAUAUUUAAAUAAUAUUUAUGCUUGGUUGUGGGGAUCCGUUGCACUGACCACAAGACACACUCUAUCUGGAAAAGU
This is a messenger RNA of Cryptotermes secundus, 2125 nucleotides long. It is a transcript of the gene Nulp1, whose product is annotated as transcription factor 25. The coding region runs from base 39 to 2015 and encodes 658 amino acids. The record is from RefSeq and is a predicted model, not a curated record. The transcript is spliced from 11 exons. Lineage: Eukaryota; Metazoa; Arthropoda; Insecta; Blattodea; Kalotermitidae. Gene Ontology annotation, cellular component: RQC complex.